Molecule: messenger RNA, 804 nt
Organism: Contarinia nasturtii (swede midge)
Lineage: Eukaryota; Metazoa; Arthropoda; Insecta; Diptera; Cecidomyiidae
Gene: RpS8
Product: 40S ribosomal protein S8
Exons: 4
Coding region: 98-724 (208 amino acids)
Biological process (GO): translation; maturation of SSU-rRNA from tricistronic rRNA transcript (SSU-rRNA, 5.8S rRNA, LSU-rRNA)
Cellular component (GO): cytosolic small ribosomal subunit; ribosome
Molecular function (GO): structural constituent of ribosome
Source: RefSeq, a predicted model, not a curated record
AACGCAUUGAACACACUAUCAAUGGCAAACAUCGUGUGUUUAGCGAUUUGACAACUGGCAAGCUUCCUUUGAGUUCUUUCUCUCAUCGUACCUCAAAAUGGGUAUUAGCCGCGAUAGCUUCCACAAAAGACGCGCCACUGGUGGCAAACGCAAGCAGCUUCGUAAGAAGCGUAAGUUUGAAUUGGGUCGUCCAGCUGCCAAUACAAAGAUUGGACAACAACGUGUUCAUGAUGUUCGAACUCGCGGUGGAAAUGUCAAGCAACGUGCUCUUCGUUUAGAUCAUGGAAACUUUGCCUGGGCAUCGGAGGGUGCAACUCGUAAGACUCGUAUCAUCGAUGUCGUAUACAAUGCAUCAAAUAACGAAUUGGUUCGUACCAAAACUUUGGUAAAGAAUGCCAUCAUCGUUAUCGAUGCUACUCCAUUCCGUCAAUGGUAUGAAGCCCAUUACAUUUUGCCAUUGGGUCGUAAGCGUGAAACCAAACAACAGUUGGCCGAAGAUCCAGUAUUGAACAAAAAACGAUGCCGUUCAGUCAUGGCUAAAUACCUUGCACGUCAACGUAACGCCAAAGUCGAACCAGCUCUUGAAGAACAAUUCGGCUCAGGUCGUCUUUUGGCUUCUAUCUCUUCACGACCAGGUCAAAGCGGUCGCGCCGACGGUUACAUUCUCGAAGGCAAAGAAUUGGAAUUCUACAUGAAAAAGAUUAAAUCGAAGAAAGGCAAAUAAACCACACAAUCCGCUUAAUGUGUAUUGUUAAGAAAAAAUAAAUAUCCAGAUAUUAUGGAAAUUUAAUACAAACAAAAAAA